Molecule: messenger RNA, 2997 nt
Organism: Boeremia exigua
Lineage: Eukaryota; Fungi; Ascomycota; Dothideomycetes; Pleosporales; Didymellaceae
Product: RNA12 protein-domain-containing protein
Exons: 3
Coding region: 119-2650 (843 amino acids)
Cellular component (GO): mitochondrial inner membrane
Molecular function (GO): RNA binding
Source: RefSeq, a predicted model, not a curated record
CUCAGAUCGCAUGACGUCAGCGCCUGCCCAGCUUUGAUUGUUGCCUCCGACGCGCGCUGCUUUACUGUAAUCAGCAUCACCGCUUUCAAAAUGUACGCGCAGUGAUACUCUACAGAACAUGUUACCACGUCCGAGUUGGCAGCAUGCAGGUCGGAGGCCGCUGCAAGGGCUGACCAGAACACCAUGUCUCACAUCGCUACCCGGCGUGGGUGCGAUCCACAGGUUCAGGCAAACUUCGUGGAUUGAGUCUGCCAGGUAUGCUUCGCUGCAAGCUGGCGAAGACAAGACAGGCCACAUCAGCGCAGGGCCUAAUGAAGGCCUCCUGUUCUUCAACAAUGUAUAUCCCAUAUCUAUUCGAAGGCUCCUAGGAUUACCCGCACCUCGACUGCUCGAUCGGCUCGUUGCACCAUUCAUCCCAGGAACGGGUCCUCAGCAGGUCAUUGAAAAAGUCAAGGCAACGAAGGGCCUGCAGAUCACCGCCACUGAGGUUCUUCCACGGAUGCGAGAGGGUGGAGCAUUUGUCAAAUUUACUCACGAUGGAACCUCGUCGAUAUCUGAGAUCGAGAAGGUACUUCAGCAGCAUCUCAGGGACGAGCCUGUUAAGCCAUGGUGGGCACCAUUCCGGCGCAUGCGUACCAAGGCCGUCAAGGGUCGUCCAUGGGUCGAAGAUUUGAUGCGUGUGCCGGCACCAAGAUUGAGAGUCGAAUUUAUCUCGGGAGAACCAGGAGGUAGCCCCGCUGACGCUGUCGAAUUGUCACAAGAAGAGUUGUUUCAAUUCUUCAGGCCCUAUGGCAAGCUUUCCGACAUUGUCAUGCAGCCUCCAGAUUCCAAGGUGUUGCCCAAGUUCGCGCAUGUCGAUUUCUCGAGUAUGGGCAAAGCCGUCAUGGCGAAGAACUGCAUGCAUGGCUACCAUGUUUCGCAGGCUGAAGGCGGAGGCGCAAAGGGUACGAUUCUUCGGUUGAAAUACGAACAGAAAAUCAAGCCGAGAUGGAUCAGAGACUGGCUAUUCAGUCAUCCUCGGAUCGUCAUCCCUAUUCUUGCAGCAAUCAUAGCUGGUAUUACUGUUGCCAUCUUCGAUCCAAUCCGGACAUUCUUCGUCAAGGCACACAUUACGAGAAUGUUGCACCUAGAGGACAACAGAAUUUACAAAUGGCUCAAGGGAUACGCUGAGGACCUUAUUCGCGGCAAGAAAGAUGAAGAGGAAGCCGGCAUGGACGCUAUCUGGGACGAUCGCAAGAACAACAUCGAACAGAUCCAGACCUGGCUCAUGGAAACAGCUGAUACUUUCAUCAUUGUACAAGGUCCGCGUGGCUCUGGCAAGAAGGAAUUGGUCGUCGACCAAGCUCUUGCCGACAAAAGGCUAAAGCUUAUCAUUGACUGCAAGCCCUUGCAAGAGGCCCGUGGCGACAGCGCUACCAUCAGCGCUGCUGCUAACUCUGUCGGCUACAAGCCCGUCUUCUCUUGGAUGAACAGCAUCAGCGGCAUGAUCGACAUGGCUGCUCAGGGUGCAACAGGCGUUAAGACCGGCUUUUCAGAAACCCUUGAUUCUCAGCUCAGCAAGAUAUGGAACACGACCACUACUGCACUCAAGCAAAUCGCUCUUGACAAACGCCACAAGACCGAUAAAGAUGCCCAACUCGGCGACGAUGAGUGGCUCGAAGCACACCCGGAACAUAGGCCUAUCGUUGUCGUCGAUAAUUUCCUACACAAGAGCAAUGAAGGUGGCAUUGUUUACGACAAGAUCGCUGAAUGGGCUGCUCGUCUUACUACAGCUAAUGUCGCGCAUGUCAUCUUCCUGACCAACGACGUCUCUUUCAGCAAGUCGCUCUCGAAAGCCCUUCCAGACCGCGUCUUCCGACAGAUCUCUCUUUCUGAUUGCUCACCUGAAGUUGCCAAGCGCUAUGUUAUAACGCAUCUCGACGCUGAUGUCCAGGACGAUCCCGUGCCUCGUGGGCAGGAGCCCAAGCCGAUUCCCUCGCAGUCGCGCACGGACUUGGACGAGUUGGACUCGUGCAUUGCGCUGCUUGGUGGUCGAUUGACAGAUCUCGAGUUUCUCGCAAGAAGGAUCAAGACUGGCGAAACACCGCAGAAGGCAGUUCACGAGAUGAUUGACCAGUCUGCCUCUGAAAUUCUAAAGAUGUACAUCUUCGGCGCAGAGGACGAGGGUGGAAACAGGCAUUGGAGCGCUGAGCAGGCGUGGAUGUUGAUCAAGGAGCUGUCGCAAAAGGAAAGCCUGCGCUACAACGAGGUGCUUCUCGACGAUAUCCUGAAGACAGGUGGCGAAACUGUCCUGCGUGCCCUCGAACAGUCUGAGCUCAUCACGAUCCAAUCCGGGCCUAACGGACGACCGGCGAUCAUCAAACCCGGCAAGCCCAUCUACCACCCGGCCUUCAAGCGUCUUACUGAGGAUAAAGUGUUGAAGAGCCGUCUCGAUCUUGCUAUCUUUACCCACCUGACCAAGAUUGAGAGUGCGACUAUUGACAAGUGUGAGAACGAGCUGUUGAUAUUGAGCAAGCUUAGGAACCAACCCGCCCAAAUGGCUGGGAGAGCCAACUACCUCCUCAACAAGAUGAUGACAAGCCAAGACAAGGUGGAGAAGUAUGAAACAGAGAUCAAGGGCUUGAAGAAGGUCCUCGGGCAGGAAUACUGAUCAUUGACAAUUCUGUAAAGAUACCUUUGCCUCUUCCUUUUCGCCAGAACACCUCCACAUAUACCUAUUGUACUACGAAUUUAAUGCAACUGAUCUCCUCUUAGCCUGUGCUUGCACGUGCAUCACGACUGCCCCACUGGCUCGGGCUCACUGCAUUCCAUUUUUGACUGAUAACUGCAUUUGCCCGAGUACACAAACUCGGAUUAACUCCUAGAAUCGAUGGACAGUAUUCAAAAACCCCCGACCAUGCUUCGCACUGCGUCUCUCGUCCAGGAACCAGUUUCUCCGUCCCACGUCAUUCGCGCUAAGCAACCGCCCGACAACCGCGGCCUAGUCCGUGCUCUCCA